This is a messenger RNA of Prionailurus viverrinus (fishing cat), 857 nucleotides long. It is a transcript of the gene PAIP2B, whose product is annotated as poly(A) binding protein interacting protein 2B. The record is from RefSeq and is a predicted model, not a curated record. Gene Ontology annotation, cellular component: cytoplasm. The transcript is spliced from 4 exons. Gene Ontology annotation, molecular function: mRNA regulatory element binding translation repressor activity. Lineage: Eukaryota; Metazoa; Chordata; Mammalia; Carnivora; Felidae. The coding region runs from base 403 to 774 and encodes 123 amino acids. Gene Ontology annotation, biological process: negative regulation of translational initiation.
AAUCGGAAGCUGGAACUUCUGAGAGGGUGGGCGGGAACUGCUUCACAUUUAGACCAAUAGGCACCACACAUGCCCUUCUAGGUGAAUGAGCGGCAUCAUCUUCAGUCCAAUAGGCGAAUGGGGCGGUGCCCAGCAACCAAUGGCUUGGGUUCGGGGGCGGAGUAAAUAGCCAGUGUGCUGUAAGAGAUAACCUGGCUAGUGGCAGCGGCGCUUUUCCCGUGCUGUGGCUCGCUCACGCUUUGGUACUGGAGGCCAAGACUGUUUUGGCGACGGCGACCUCUGCGGCGACGGCUGAGGCUCUCGGAGGAGUGACGGAGUACGGUCUGGAGGAAGGGCUUCUGGUCAGCCCAGGUGGGCUCGGGCACCCGGGCUGCCGGGGAGGGGACCCGCGAUUCUAUCAUAAUGAAUGGAUCCAGUGUAGCCAAUACAUCACCUAAUGUAAAAUCCAAAGAGGACCAAGGAUUAAAUGGGCACGAUGAGAAGGAAAACCCAUUUGCAGAGUACAUGUGGAUGGAGAAUGAAGAAGAUUUCAACAGACAGGUGGAGGAGGAGCUGCAGGAGCAAGACUUCUUAGACCGCUGUUUCCAGGAGAUGCUGGAUGAAGAAGACCAAGACUGGUUUAUCCCCUCACGAGACCUGCCUCCGGCUAUGGGACAGUUGCAGCAGCAGUUAAAUGGACUGUCAGUCAGCGAUGGCCAUGAUUCCGAAGACAUUUUGAGCAAAAGUAACCUGAACCCGGAUGCCAAGGAAUUUAUUCCGGGAGUGAAGUACUGAACUGACAGAAAGCUUUGAGGAGAACUUGUAUGUCCCCACAUCUGGGGACAGUGCUGCACAAAGAGGCAGAGCUGAAGAGGGGG